Molecule: messenger RNA, 1325 nt
Organism: Abrus precatorius (Indian licorice)
Lineage: Eukaryota; Viridiplantae; Streptophyta; Magnoliopsida; Fabales; Fabaceae
Exons: 4
Coding region: 121-621 (166 amino acids)
Molecular function (GO): calcium ion binding
Source: RefSeq, a predicted model, not a curated record
AGAAGAUGAAAGUGCUUGUGAUGAUUUAAUUUAAUUUAUACGUUAUUCCUACCAAUGUACCAUCUCUGUGGAGCUUCACUUCCAAGUGUUUAAAGCUUUGAACACAGAGAGGUUGGUGUCAUGGGCCAAGUCUUUGACAAGUUUCAGGGUAAUGAAUGGAGGAAAAGGCAAAUAAGGAAGAUAACUGAUCGAGUUUAUGUGAAAGUACAGAAUCAAAGGCAAUGUGAUAACUUGAGUUUUGAAGAUCUGUAUAUUGCUGUUUUACUUGUGUACAAUGAUAUCAACAAGUAUAUUCCUGGUCCCCAUUUUGAUCCUCCAUCAAAAGAGAAAGUUAGAGAACUCAUGAAGAACUGUGACAUCAACUUGGAUGGGGAAAUCGAUCAUGACGAGUUUUUUGAUUUCAUCCUACAAAUGACAGCUGAUACAUUCACUGUGGUUAGUCAAAAACUUAUUGUCACUUUGAUUGUUGCACCAACAGUUGCAGUGGCAACAAAGAAAGCCACUGAAGGUGUCCCAGGUGUUGGGAAAGUGGUGCGAAGGUUACCCAAUUCGGUUUUUGCUUCCCUUGUGACAAUCGCAGCCGUGUGGUUCCAGAAAAGGGGGCAGGAAUCUGCACUCUAGUCCUUGCACAUCAUGUCUUUUAGCAGAAUGAUAGAAGAACUCUCUUGAUUGUACACAUACAUGGGAUUGACACUGUUUCUAUGUUAGUCAUACAAUUGCAGUUGAUAAAAACAAUGGUUGCAGUUCUCAUUUUGGCCAAGUGAUCAACUCUUGAUUUGUCUGUCAAAGGUUAUGCAUGUAAAUAAACUGUUUUCAAUAAAAUUGUAUAAAAAUAUAAAGUUAUUUGUUUUCCUUUACAUUUACUCAUGUCUUACUGAUUUCUAUCAUGAGCUUGAUCUGACUGAUAAAGAUGUUAGAAAUGAAACCUCAAGAGGACUUUAUCUGGUGAAGACUGCUUUCUUACAAGUUUUCAUACCUAACAUUGUAUAGAUUUUACUUCUUUUCUUUUAGCAUGCUAGCAAUACAUGUAUAAGAAAAAAUAGUUGGCUCCUCUAAGGUGAGCAGACUUGUAAAGUAAGAAAGUAAAUGCCUAUGUGAAAUUGGGAACUGUUUGGUACAUAUCUAUCGAGUAACAUCUAAGGUGCCUCAUUUUUCAUUGAUGUAUGAGAUUAUCAUAGGCACGAGAUGCCCUAUUUAAUCUAUGAAAAGUCUUGAAUGUUGGGUAUUAGGUUUGGCCACUUUAAAUUGAAGUUAAUUUUUCCUUUUAAAUUCAAUUUCCUUUAUACAAUACCCAUUUUACACUCAAUUAUUUGGAAUUUGCUUUG